Hippoglossus stenolepis (Pacific halibut) is the source of this 11835-nucleotide messenger RNA. Its product is annotated as protocadherin-15. Gene Ontology annotation, biological process: sensory perception of sound; homophilic cell-cell adhesion; inner ear development. Gene Ontology annotation, molecular function: cadherin binding; calcium ion binding. Lineage: Eukaryota; Metazoa; Chordata; Actinopteri; Pleuronectiformes; Pleuronectidae. The coding region runs from base 442 to 6480 and encodes 2012 amino acids. The record is from RefSeq and is a predicted model, not a curated record. The transcript is spliced from 37 exons. Gene Ontology annotation, cellular component: catenin complex; plasma membrane; stereocilium.
AGAGGAGUAACACUAGAGGAGAUCUCCCGUUUCUCUCUCUCUCUCUCUCUCCCACAUAGCUCGUCAUUUCCCUGCGAGUCCCACACAGGAGGCUGAAACUCAAACAGCUGAGGGAGACUAUUCUUCUAUUUUGGCGGUGCCAUCUCUUUUUCUCACUUCAAGAUAAACUACUCGUUGUUUUUUUAAUCGUUUUUUUUUUUUUUUAAAUCCCUCCUCUUCCUCAUCUUCUUCGCCCCUCCACUAAAAAAAAGUGGGGUCUCUCCAUCGCCGGGCGGGUGGAUGACUUGCGCGGAUGUUAUUUCCCUGGAUGUUCUCUUCGGGCUGUGUCCGGUCCCGCGGCCCAGAGACCGCAACAGUGUGUGGAAAAGUAGAUUUGAAUGUUAAACAUGUGGCUUCGACGAGGAUAACGCGCUGGAUGCUCGGUGAAGCACGGUGCUGAAGAUGGUAAGAACGCGCCUAAUGGGGCCACUGUCGUGGGGCUGGGUCAAAUGGCCGAGUGUAAUGGGAACAGGAGUCCUUUAUCUGCUGCUGCUAUCAACCUGCCUUGGCCAAGACACAGAAGAUUGGCAAUAUGAGGAAUGUAAACUGUCUCGGUCGGGUCCUCCUGCCACCAUCGUUGCCAUAGAUGAAGAGAGCCCCAACGGAACCUUGUUGGUGGAGAACAUGCAGAUUAAUGGCGUGGCCGAGGGUCCGGAUCGUACCAUCUCUCUUUCCCUAAGGGACAACCGCGACUACUGGGUGAUUCUCGACCCUUCCAAACAAGCCCUUUAUCUCAACAGCACUGGACGCCUUCUGGAUAGAGAUCCCCCCUCGUAUAUUCAGUCCAUCGUGGUUCAGGUUCAAUGUACCAACGAGCUGAUCGGCACGGUGAUUUUACACGAGGUCCGCAUCGUGGUCCGAGACCGCAACGACAAUGCCCCGCGAUUCCAGCAGCCGAGAUACUAUGUGGCCGUCAGCGAGUUGACACCAGUCGGAACCACCAUCUUCUCUGGUUUCUGGGGGAACAACGGGGCGGCCGACAUCGACGACGGGCCCAACGGACAGAUAGAGUACACGAUCCAGUACAACCCGAAAGACCCGACAGCCAACAGAACCUUCGACAUCCCGCUGACACUGUUUGGCUCCAUGGUCCUAAGAGAAAGACUCAACUACGAGGAGAUAACACGCUACCUGGUCAUCAUACAGGCUAACGAUCGAGCCCCCUACCCGAGCGAGCGCCGCACGGCCACCACCACUCUGACCGUGGACGUGCUGGACGGUGACGACUUGGGUCCCAUGUUUCUGCCGUGCACACUCGUGGGAAACACCCGUGACUGCAGUCCCAUCACGUACAAGGCCAACGUACUGGAGCUGACAGAGCCGAAUAAGGUGAAUCCUCUCAAUGUGACUCCACCGAUUCAAGCUGUGGACCAAGACAGAAACAUCCAGCCUCCGUCUGAAAGACCAGGGAUCUUAUACUCCAUCCUCAUCGGCAAACCUCAGACCUAUGCAGAAUAUUUCAGCCUGAACAGAACCACAGCGGAGCUCCUGCUGCUGAGGCCCAUCGACAGAGAGCUGUACCGCAGAUUUGAUCUGGUGAUUAAGGCAGAACAGAACAAUGGCCACCCCCUGCCAGCAUUUGCCAACCUCCAAAUCGAAGUGCUGGAUGAAAACAACCAGGCGCCCUACUUCCUGGAAACAAGUUACCAUGGCUACGUCAGCGAAGCAUCACCUGUGGGAACCACCAUAGCGACCAGCGGCAGCCUGUCCGCACCACUGGCCAUCGUCGCUCUGGAUAAUGAUGUGGAGGAGACGAAGGACCCUCAGCUCCAGUUCUCGUUGGACAGCUACUCUCACGUUUUCUCCGUGUCCGCGACUGGAAUCAGAAGAUACAUCACGCUGCUGCAGCCGCUGGACAGAGAGACACAAGACUUCUAUACAUUCACGCUAUUAGCGUCAGACGGUGUCCAGCAGAGCUUUCCGGUUACCGUGACGAUAACAGUGCUGGAUGCAAAUGACAACACUCCGACUUUCGCUAACGUCUCUUAUAAUGUCAACCUGUUUACUGAUAUGAUGCCUGGAGAAACGGUGCUACAGCUGUCGGCAGUAGAUUCUGAUGCAGGUCCCAAUGGUCAAGUCACCUACCGGAUCUUAGCUGGAGCCCAGGAACACUUUAUUAUUGAAAACAGCACUGGGAUCAUUAGUGUGGCGCCGGGUGUUGACCUCGCUGUGGGGCGGAGCUACGCGUUGACUGUGGAAGCCAUGGACAAUGGGCCUGCACCUCAGCGACGGUCGUCCAUUACCACCGUCUAUAUCGAAGUUUUGCCCCCAAACAACCAGAGCCCCCCACGUUUCCCCCUGCAGCAAUACAACCUGGAGAUCAGCGAGGCCAUGAGGACGGGAGCGACGCUGCUUAAUCUGCAGGCAGUGGAUCGGGAAAGAGAUACUAUCACUUACAAAAUCCAUAGUGGAGACCCCCAUGGACACUUUGCACUAAAGGAGAAUUCAGGGACUUUGGUUCUGGACAAGCCUCUGGACAGGGAGUCUCUGGAUUAUUACACCCUGGUGGUCACAGCCUCAGACGGACAGCCAGAUGGGACGUCCACAGCGAUGGUGAACAUUAUGGUCAUGGAUGUUAAUGACAACGACCCGCUGUUCAUUUCCUCACUGACAGUGAACCUCACUGUCACAGAAGAGCAGGAUAAUGCCUUUGUGGGACAAGUUAAGGCUACAGACCCCGAUCUGGGCUCUAGUGGUCAGGUCCACUAUCGGCUCGUCAACCACCAGAAGCUCUUUUCCAUCAACGCCACCGGAGCGAUCAGAACCACGGUGCCGCUGGACAGGGAGGUGAAAGGUCACUACUUUCUGAUCGUUGAAGCCUGGGACGGUUCGGUGGACCCCCGGCGAUCCAGGUUAACUCUGUCCGUCACCGUUCUGGACGUGGACGAUAACAUCCCGGUGUUCACCCAACAAACCUACAAUGUCAACCUACCGGAGAACAGCCCCAAAGACUCAGUCAUAUUACAGUUAAAGGCGAUAGAUGCCGACCUCGACUCCAACCUCACGUAUCGCAUCAGAAGCGAAGGCCUGGACCCGGAGAUCACUCGGCUUUUCCGCGUCGACCCAGGGACCGGGGAGCUCUCAGUUCUGAAGGUCCUGGACUACGAGGCGCUGAAGGACUCCGAGCCCACGUACAUGUUCACCGUGGAGGCCCUGGAUAGAGAGGGGACCAUGCCUCCUGGACUCGCCUCCGUUACCGUCACGAUCAUAGACAUGAAUGACUUUCCUCCGGUAUUCAGCCAGUCAGCGUACCGAGGCAUGGUCGCCCCGAACGCUGUCAAGGGAACCAUCGUGACCACAGUGACGGCCAACGACUCUGACCCUGCGGGCACCCCGGCAGGUCUAGUGCGAUAUAAAGUGGACCAGGACGCGUAUCCAUACUCUGCCAGUAUAUUUGAUGUGGACGAACACACAGGACAUGUGGUUACCAGAGUGAACCUCAAUGAGGAGCCCAACCUGAAGUUCAAUCUGGUGGUGGUGGCCUACGACGAUGGCGAGCCUUUGAAGGAGAACACAACUCUGGUGGAGAUCACAGUCCUCCAGCCCUCCGUCAUUCCUGUGUUCACCCAGGAAGAAUACAGGUUUGCACCAGUGAGCGAGGAGGCUGAUGUUGGGACUCCGGUGGGAGUCAUUGUGGCAGCUGCUGUCAAUCAAACUAUCGUGUACUCCAUCAUUGAAGGCAACGAGGGAGGGGUGUUCGCAUUAAACGAAACAACGGGAGUGAUUUCCACUGCCAAGCCUCUGGACUACGAGGCCAAUUCCAGCUACGUUCUGAGGGUAGAGGCCAACUCCAUGAGGGUGGUGUCCUCCAACCUCCGAGUCCCAUCGAAGACCAACACAGCGAAGGUGAUGAUUGACAUCCAGGAUGAGAACGACCACCCACCAGUUUUCACCACAUCUCUUUACAUCGGAGGCGUUGCAGAAGAUGCCAAAACCUUCACCUCAGUCUUACAAGUCCAGGCUCUGGACCAAGACACUGGUAACUACAGUUCAAUGAUUUACCGGCUGAUCAUCCCACCUCAGCCUGGUAAAGACACCAAAAAAAGUAAAGACGGAUUUGUCAUCGAGCCGUACAGCGGCGUGGUGAAGACGGCAAUCAUGUACCGCAACAUGAGGAGGUCGUAUUUUAAGUUUGAGGUGGUCGCUACGGACAACUAUGGACAAGGACACAGCACCAAGGCAGAGAUAGUGGUGUCAGUCGUGAACCAGCUGGACAUGCAGGUGGUCGUAUCAAACGUCCCUCCCACCUACGUGGAGAAAAACAAGAACAAGCUGCUCAGCAUUUUGGAACGCUACGUCCAGGAUCAGAUACCAGGAGCAAAGGUUGUCGUGGAAACCAUCGGGCCCAAUCGCCAUGGUGAUGGGAUGGAGCAGGAGGACUACACCAAGUCAGACCUCAUGAUUUAUGCCAUCGACCCUCUGACAAAUCGAGCCGUAUCCAGACAGGAGCUCUACAAGUUUCUCGACGGUAAACUCUUGGACAUCAACAAAGAGUUCCAGCCCUUCCUCCCCCCCGGCGGACGGAUUCUGGAGAUCCGAACCCCGGACGUGGUGACCAGCGUCAAGAAAGCUAUGCAAACCGUAGGCUACACAGAGGGGGCGCUGUUGGCUCUGGCAGUGAUUAUCAUCAUCUGUUGUGUCCCUGCGAUAUUGAUCGUGAUCAUCACCUACAGACAAUUCAAAGAACGCCAGGCGGAGUGUGCCAAGACAGCCCGAAUCCAGAUGGCGCUGCCAACAGGCAAACCUGGGGGAGGCACUGCCAACAACCUGUAUGAGGAGCUGGGUGACAACGCCAUACAAACCCGAUCAAACCACAGCGGUGGUGGCAAUGGCGGCAGUUUGGAUGAAAUCGAUCGCCAGCGCCUGAUCUCUGAUUUUGCCGAUCGCGCGAUCGCCGCCCAUCGGCAGUGUGUCGCAAACGGAGGGGUGCUUAACAAACUGCCCAAGUCUGAGUCCAAUAUCACCUUCCUCUCUGACGAAAACCCCCUGACUAUCAAAAACCCCAUCUACCACGAGGACGGGACCCUGAGUAGUCCAGAGACUCUCGGAAGAAGCCAGAGAAGACGAGACCUCCUCGGGAACUUCUCCCCUUCCAGGAAAGGCCUUCGAGAGGCCUGGCUGAGGCUCAGCUCCAGUGGAGGUGAUGUGGGCUUUGGUGGUUACAGUGGCAGUGACAGUGGAUGGGGAUCCGGGGGCGGACACAGCUGGACUCUCCCAUCGAGGUUACACCGAAGGGAUAUGUAUGACGCCGUGAGACGCCAAGUGGUCAUGGAUCCUGUGCAGUGGGAGCUGGAGCUCCUCAAGGCUGAAUUCAAGGAGAGUAAAGACGCUGGCCUGGAUUCAGGAUUUGACCGUGGGUUGGAUUCAGACCUGAUGGGGAGUCCGAGUCUGGAGCCCAAGCUGACGGUCAAAGAACAAGCCCGGCAGUUUGAGCAACAGGCGCUCCAGGAAAUGAGACAAAGGCAAAACAGGGAUUCACGAGGAUCCUUGUCACCUGAUUUUCUGCUUUCUAUUUUCCCGGAGUCUCCUCAGCAUCUCAAGCAAACUCCCACACAUACGAUCCCAUUUGUUCUGACCAGAGACGGCCCCCCCAGUAUCAUCGUGACCCAAAGUGACGGAGGAACCCCUCCACCAAGUCACAAGCCGACUCCACCUGUGCUGCGGCGCUUCGGCGGAAAUUUAACAGCAAAUCCGAGUGGAGACGACAGACUUCAGGUCCAUUUAGAGAUUAUCCCCGACCCUCCUUCGACUCCUCCACCACCACCACCUCCUAUGACCCCACCACCUCCACCACCUCCAGCAUCCUCUCCUCCUUCUCCUACAUCUCCUCCUCCGCAGCACCCUGCCUCCCCUCCUCCUCUGCCUCCUCCUUCCCCUCACUCCAACCAAACAAAAAAGCAAGCUCCUCCUCCUCCCCCACCACCGCCACCACCUCCUCCUCCACCUCUCCCUCCUCCCUCGUCGCCCUCACUCCUGCGUCCCUCCACCUUCGUCCUCCCUUCACUGUCGGAGGUUCCAGCUCUGCGGCCCGUGUCCCUCCGGCCGCCACCGCCGCCGCUUCCUGUGGAGCCCGAGCCUCAAAGGAGGGAGCUGAAAGGAAUCCUAAAGAACAUCCAGAACAUUGCGGACAUUGAGAAGUCCGUGGCCAACAUGUUCAGUCAGAUAGAUCGGAAACAGAUCCCGCUCAAAAAGGUCAUGAAGGGGCGGGCCUCCAUAGAUUCUCUUGAUUCUCUCGACUUGGAUUUAUUAGCAGCUGAAGGCGGAGGAGGAGGGGAGGCUGGUUCAGGAGGAGGGGAGGGAGGAGAGGGAGGUAGAGAAGGAACCGGAGGAGGAGAGGAUCCUCCACCUCCUCCACCUCCACAGAUUCGGCCCAACACAAACAUGAACUCCAUCGUGGAAGAACUUGAGAAGCGGUUCCCCUCUCAGUCGACAAUGCUCUAGCCUCCGUGUGUCGGAUAUGGAAAAGCACGAAGCGGGGGAAUCUCCUAACACUGCUUAGUUCCCGCUGAGCUGACAAGGGACUGAUGCUCAGAAUAGCUCAGUGACGCUGGUAUGAUUUGAUGAUUUCUUCCAACAUGACUUCAUGUUUUCUACACAAAAAACAAAGAGGCACUAGGGUUAAAAUAAACUCUAUCGGUAGAACAAAAACGAUUCUUAUCUCAAAUGAAGUUACAUGUUGAAAACAGAAGAAGAGAAGGGGAGGAGGUGUUACAGCCAAAAAGGUCACAUCAUAAAUGUGUCACGUUGUAGCUUAGAACUAUUAAAAGAAGAGGGAUUCAAGUUGUUGAAAAAAUGGAAAUGAAAACCAGGUUAAAAGGUUAACUCCAUUUCCUAAUUUGUGCCCCUUUCAGCGAAGCUGACCCACUGAGGAAUUCAAAAGCUCGGCUCCGAACUAUAACAUCGAAGCAAUAGUUUGUGAAGCGUACUCAUUAUCUGCCUUGGCAAUUAUUUCUCUUUCCCCCCAAACAACAUUUAUAGAGCUUGUUCUUUAAUUACCACAGAGGAAAAUUGACGUAAACAACUGUAGAUGGGAGCCGAGUAAUUAAAUGAUUAGAAGAGGUGAAAUGUUUCCUGGUUGACUUUCAGUUCGACUACUGUCGCUAACAUUUCACAUCCUCGCCAAGUAAUUGUUGUUACAACAAAUUAUGAUCAAUCAGUGUCUUUCUUAAAGGGAUGUGACAUGACUCACACUCACUGGCUGAUUACAUGUUUGCGAAGGCUUGAACACACGCACACACAUCGAGUGGGCGUCUGAAGAGCUUGAUUGAAGAUGCACCGGGUGUGAGAAGGAAAAUCAAUCAAGAGGAGGGAAGAACAUUGUUGAACCUGCCAACUUGGAUUGAACUGCGUUUAACGGGGAUUCCUAUAUGUUCCUUUGCAUGGAUACGAUUUCCUACAGUUUCUGCUGCUACAGGACGACAACUAGUAUCAUUGUCUGUGUCAUGUUUGUUUUUUUCUUUCCGCCUCAUAUUCACUGUCAUGUAGUUGUCGAGAGCUGUGACAGUUACUCUAAGAUCAGAACCUCUUUUGUGUUCUACGUGCUGUCUGUAAACAGCUGUCCAUAAUUGAUGUAAGCUCAUUAAUUUAUUUGAGGCAAAGCACAACAUUUUUCUUUUAAAGGAGACAUUUAAUGAUCAUAUAUACUCAGGUUCAUACUUUUGACAUCGCUUUCCUCAAACUGUCCUUUGCUGCAGCUCCUCUUUUCAGCCUCUGUCUGAAACACUUGGUUCAGGCCUCUGGUCUUCACCUGCAUUUCAGGAGCAUGAGGAACAGUGUUCUGUGUGAGAGGAGUUCCUUUUCUGCAGAUUCUGGUCUUUUUAAUUUUUGCAGAACUUGACACACACAUAUACAACUCACUAGAGGAAAGACAAUUCCAAAAAGCAUCACAUGUCUCCUUCAAGAUCAAUACUUUAAGACAUGAGUGUCUUUCAAUGUUGGAAAGUAACUUGCUCCAAGCUGAAAAUGCAAUUUAGUUGUUAGUUUUAAAAUCAUAUAUUAUAAAUACUUUGUUUCUAGUUCUCUAUACUGGCCCCGAGCGCCGAAAGGUUUUCACAAGGUUUUUCUUUCUGUUGUUCUCAGUCUGUCUUCCUCUCUCAUUUUUAAUUAUGUCUUGUUAAUCCUUUCUUUUCACCUUGGACUCACAUUAAUGUUGCAUUGGUCCUGAAUUGUCUGUUAAUGUCACGUGUAUGUUUUUUUUUUAAGAUGACACAGUAAUGUUUGAUGCUGUAGGUGGAGGCAGAGGCACAGCGGAAAUAUUUCUGAGACAUUUAUGUAGAGUGAUAUUUUUAUUCACGAGAUGUGCUAAAUUUUUAUGAACCUUUUCUAUAGGGCUGUGUUGUCAUUGUGCAGGAACUGACUGGGAAAUGAUUAAUAUUAAAAAAUACAAAAAAGCCUCCGACAUUAGACAUUUUUCUCAAUAAAAUGUAAAAUACUGUGGUGAUAACUAAGUGCACAGGAUUUAUUGUUUCCUGCCUCCGUUCUGGAUGAAUAUAUCCAUCCCUAUAGAGGUUAACUCAUUCGUAACCCAUCCUCAUUAGUUAUAAACCUACUGACCUAGUCUCCCUAUCCUCUGUCGUGUUUACAUUAACACUGGAAUAUAGUAGAAACCCCAAUUGUCUUUAAAAUAACCUCAGAUUAAGCAGAAGCAGCAAAGUGGCUCAUCCCCUGACUGACAAUUACCUUGUGUGUCUUGCUCUUGAUGUAACUGUGCCAGGAAAGUAUUCACAGGAAGCCAUGUACACGGCCUCCUACAGCUGGGGCAUAUUAAUGAGGACGUAUAAUGCUUCACUCACCUCACAUAUACGAUACUGUCUUUUAUGAAGGUCACACAACCGCGUCAUGCCAAAAGGAAUUUAUAUAUACCCCUAUACUUUUAUAUUGGAUGUUUCACUGUGCAUCAAAGGUGCUUCACUCUAAGCCAAAUGUCUUACUAGCAUGAAAUAUGCUGAAGUUACUUUGUCCUGUUUAAAGGUUUACGGUCUCCAGCUCUUUGUUUCCAUGUCGGCAGAUUCCUGGUUCAUCCACCUCAAUUGAAUCUGCUCUAAAAGUUCACGGCAGUUCUUAAGCCUGUAUUCUACCACUUCCACCAAGUUUUACUUCAUUAGUUCAGAAGGUUUUUGUGUAAAAAAGCAACAGAGACAGAACCUUGUUGGCGUUGAGCUUUGACUCUUUUCUCUUUAAUAUAAAAAUCUUUUUAUUACAUUUGAUGACCAUUCGAGCGACGUUUUUGGAAUAACGUCACACAUAAAGUCAUUCAUUUGAAUGAGAAUCUGAUGUGCAAAGAAGAACCUGCCUGUGAAACGCUGACUCUAAAGAUAUAAGAAUCACACGCGAGUAGAUUUCACUGCCUUCAGUUAACACGGUUUGGAGAAGAGGAUUCUAGACGCAUGUUGUCAUUAAGAGGUGACAGAAUCACGUCUGUCCCUCAAGAUCAUGUCGGUACAAUGAGAUCAAAUCAUGAUACACAACCAAUAGAACAAGCCCUGAUAGUUAUAUCUCUGGUGACCAAGUGAUGACAUUAUAACAAACACACACACACACCUUAAUGCAUCUUUGGAAUCUCUUAUGUCAGAGGAAAGAAUGAGCUGCAGUUACAAGAUAAACAGCCUUUGCAAAAAAUUUUUAGCAGCCUCUUCUUCUAACGUACAUUAAACCACGAUCAAGCCUCUAAAAUAGAUUUUUACAAAACACUCAAUCCAGUGAGUGAGAACACUUACAUGAAAACACACGGCGACAUUGUUCAGGUUGCAGGAAGAGCCACUGUUUCAGCUGAGUGACUCAGAAAUGUUUUAUACUAAGGUUUUCUUUCAGCCUGGGUCGUUACACACACUCACACACACACACACACACACACACACACACACACACACACACACACACACACACACACACACACACACACACAGUCUUCAUUGUCCCCCAGACACAUUCUCUGCUUUCACCUUUAUUGUGCGUUUGCUAGAAAACAGACAUUUCAUCUCAGACAUCUGGAGGAGUAUGUAAUGUUUUCAACACCCGACAAAGCAGACUGCAUUUAAUUGAAACUGAGUUGAUGAGGAACAGAGAUACGUGACACUGGUGGAGAGCGGCUGGCUCACUCACGUGUAAUUGCAAAGUCACAGGUUUGAUCCCCGAAACAGCAAUGAUUAUCAGGAGCUAAUGUUUCAAGCAGAAAAAGAGCAAAGAUAAUUACAGUGUGCUGCCGUAAAGGGAGAUUCUAAGAAUAUCUGCGUGAGCUAACUCUGAAUCUCAGAAGAUCAUUUUGUUGCAAAUUUUAUAUCUUUUUUUAUUUUCGAGUGCUGAAAUAAGCAGCGUUUGAUUCGAGCUGGAGAAAAAGUGAGAGAAAAAUGAGGUGAGGAGAGACUGUGGAAAGGGCGAGGGAGCUACAGUAGCUCUAUGAGAGAGAGAGAGAGAGAGAGAGAGAGAGAGAGAGAGAGAGAGUGUGACUGAGUGUCACAGUAAAGUGUGUUUUUAAGAGCGGGUGUUUUUCUCCUGUUCCUCAUACACUCCGCGAGACAAGGUGGAGAGUACACAAAGAGAGCGGGAGUCAAUCAUGUCAGGUGUGUGUGUGUGUGUGUGUGUGUGUGUGUGUGUGUGUGUGUGAGACUGUGUGAGACUGUGUGAGACAAAGAUCAGAUAGCUGUCUGUGUGUUUUUGUCUGGAGAGGACCUAAUUAUGUGUCAGUCAGAUCAACAGGGACACAGAGGUAGACUUAUCUUCCUGACACACACACACACACACACACUCCACAGUCUACACAAUAUAAUCCUGAGAUCAUACACACUGUGUCUUCAUUCAUUUAUUCCUCCAUUCAUCCGUCAUCUAUUCAUCCACUCACACAUCAACCUUAUUUAACCAGAUAAGCUCGCGUCGUUCAAUCAUUCAAAACUGUGACAACCGUGUGUGUGUCUGUGUGUUCGGAUGCACAGCCACAGCAUAUAUUUACAUCUGAAUUGAUUUAAUGAAAAGCUCAAGUGGUUAAGCUAUUUGUGCGUGCGUGCGUGUGCAUGUGCACAGUCUAAUAACAGAGAGGAAAAUCGAAUGUGUCCUCCAAAAGUCACCAUUUGUUCUGCGAUGCAUCUUCAUUUUUCCAGCUCAUUACCUCGGUUUCACCGGAAAAUAGAACCUGCUGCACAUGUAGUGAAGAUGCAUGGACGAGGCCAUUUUCAGCUGUUUCUCUUCCUUUGUAUUUUUCCCCUUUUUAAAAUCCCACCAAUUGUGCUUUUGUCUCGUUUUUUUAAAAGACUCUAUUUCACUUGGCCUCAUUGUCUUUGUUUGAAGUUUGUUUUCUAGGAACAGCGAGUCUCAAGUUGACAGAACCGUAACCAACAUCCAGCUUAGUCGCUCAUUCUGUCAUCAUCUGAUAUAUGUGGCAAAAAUAAAACAGGAUCUUUCGCAAAUGUGAAACUAAAGAGUCGUCAGAUAAUUAAUUUUAGCUGAAGUAAAAGAAACAAUGGGAGAAGCAGCACUUGGUGCAGGUGGUUUCUCCCUGUUCAUGGACUUAUUAUGCACCGGUUCGUGGCCGCUGGUUAAUUUGAUUGGAGACUUCACAAAAAAAGACAAAAUAAAAGUUUGAUUGGAGUCGACAGGGAGAAUUUCACAGAAGUAAAAACGUGUCAGUUUCAGUUCCGUGCUGACUCACUCACUGGUCAGCGCUCACCACGCGUUGAAAAGUGCAUCUAAAUAAGCACCCGGGCAGAACUGGAUUUACUCUUUAUUUGGGUUUGUGGUGUUAUUUGCAUUUUGAAACUCACUCAUGCAUCAAGUGUUUACUGUUUACGUUUUCUCUGAGAUGUU